CCAACCCUACCGGGCCGCAGGCGCCGCCGCGGCCGUCGAGAGGGAGGAAGACCCCGGCGGGCCGCCCCCGGCCCACACAAACAGUUUAUUGCGAGAUUCUUUGGAAUGAAUUUGGAGAUUAAGGGAGUUGCUGCAUCCCCCAGAGGGCAAAUUCAGCAGUCACCUUUGACAAAGAAGCCUACGCAAGAAAAACAAGGAUGGGAGAGGGCAGAGAACUGGAAUGAGUGUGGUCAUGAAAGAAGCAAUGAAGCUGAGGAGGAGAACAAGGAGAACCUGAUCCUAGUGAUGGUGAAAGCAUCAUUUUUGGGAUGGCGGUCCAAAUCAUGGAUUACCCAAAGCCCUCGCCCUGCUGAUGUACCAUACCUUGAUUUGGGGAAACUGGGAGAGUCUGAUGAUGAGGAUGAAAUCUCCAAUAUUCCAUUCAGUCCAGCACACUCUUAUAUUGGCCCCCCACGUCCACGUUCAACUAUUGGUUUGUGCACUCCAGUACAAACCCCUCCUGAUCAAGAACAUCAGAAGAAAGAGUUUUCUCUAUGGGUUCAGAAGACAAUACCAGAGGAUUUGCCAUCCCCAUCAGACAAAUACAAAUUAAAAUAUCGGCAGUAUGAAGCAGAAAUGAAAGAUGGAUAUAGGGCAUAUACUCAGCGAUCAACAGCUAAGAAAAAAAAUGACACAGCCCAGCAGUCACCAAGGAAAAUAGAAAGAAAGAAUGCACAAGAUGAAGAAAUGAUCAGUGUCAAUCUUGCAUCUCUGGACAAGAAAGUGGUCUUGCAGGAGGGCUGUACAAGCCAACCCGACAUCAUACAGUGGAAAAUAAGGAAAUCCCAAGCCGAAGAUGUAGUUGCAGAGAAGAGGAACCAAGCAGUGGAAGAGCAAGUAAUGGCAGAUCACUUAUCUAGGGCUGUGAUCAGUGAACCAGAACAAGACACUUUUGUUAGUAAUCAUCAAGGAGUUCAUACUCUUCCAGAUCUUGUGACAGCACCUCUGCGUUUUAGGAAAAGAAUGUUACAUGAAACUAAAAUUAGAACCAGUUCAACUUUAACUGAAAAUAUGCUUUCUAACAAAUUACGCUUUGAUUGUAGGAUCAUAUCAAGAUAUGGACGUGAUGCUUGCAGGUUGCUGAUUGGACUAUUUUUUAUACAUGACAGCUCACUUACUGUUUAUGAAUAUCGACAAUUUGGCAAAAAUAGGACAAAUGCACUUCCAUUUAUUCAGAAAAAUAUUUAUAAUCAUCAAUGUGGGCCAAGAAAAGGAAAGCAAUAUGAACUAUGUGACUUUUAUGUGGGGGCUAACCUGUCUUUUUUGAGCUUUGAUCAUCCUACUCUUCCAAACAGUAUAAAAGAGAAUCCAGUAUUUACUCUUCGCAUUACAAAUAUUGAUGAAGUGGCUUUGAAUUCUCUCAAAACUACAUUUGUGAAGAACCAGGAAGAUCAAGUCCAUCAAGAAAAUGAAAAGAGAGUCUUCAGAACAGUACAAGAUUCAGUGAAAGAGCAACUGCAUAAAAGAGAAGUUCGAAUUUUGACCCGAUUGGGAAAAUACUUUCAACAUCUAGACAAGAAGGGAAAUGGACUUCUGCAUAAGGCUGAUUUUAAACAUGCUUUGAAAUUAUAUCACUUAGAAGUGGCAGAAGAGGACUUUGAAUCCAUUUGGUUAAUUCUGGAUCAUAAUGGCAAUGACCAAGUUGACUAUAGGGAAUUCAAACGGGCAGUUUUUGGUGAAAUGAAUGAAUAUCGACAAGCGUUUGUUCGAAAAGCAUAUAUGAAACUAGAUUUCAACAAAACUGGCAGUGUGUCUAUGGCAGAUAUUAGAAAGUGCUAUUGUGCAAAAAAACAGCCACAAAUAACAACAGGUUAUGUGACAGAGGAAGAGAUUAAAUCUUCAUUUCUAGAAAUGUUAGAGGAUGCCUGCAGCAAACCCAAUGAAGUGUCCUAUUGUGAAUUUGAAGAUUACUACGAAGGACUAAGUAUUGGGAUACUGGAUGAUGAAGAUUUUGUUAACGUUCUAAGGAAUGCUUGGGGAAUUUAGAAUAGAAAAAUAUAUAAAUAUAUCACUCAGUUCAUUUGGAAUGUAAAGCUGACUGAAUCAAGUGCAUCUAAAUACUUUUCAAAUAUUUUUCCAGUUUCACUGAAUUGUCAUAAGUUGAAUAAAGGAAUCUUCAUUUGGAGAAAAAUGUGCUCUAAACCAAAGAGACCCUUAUAUUAGCAGAUGAAUGUCUUAAAUGUUUGUAAAUACAUGGAAAUGUUUUGGGCCCUUUUUUUGUUAACCAUCUUCCUUGGGAAAAUGAUAAAUGCAAUUAGCUAUUCAUGAUCUUAUGACUUAUAAAUGCCAUUUUUUAUUAACUUUCUUUUCUGCACCCUAUCCUACACAGAAAGCUUAACUACAGGGAUUCCAUGUUCUGUGAACAGUCCCUUGAAAAUGACUCAAGUAAUGCAACUCAUUUGUACAGAUACAUAUAAUUGCCUUUGAACUCGAAAAUGAUGCCACCAUUGAGGAAAUUAACCUAUUUAACUUAUGCAUGGAGUGGAUGUAGUCAGUGGAAAUUUGUGAAGGGUUCAGAACAAAUUCCUGGCAAUUAUUCCAUUACAUUUAAAAAAUUUCAAUCUCUAUGCUAGGCCUGACCCCAAAUUAUGUGAUGUUGUAUAUUUAAUAGUCACUCAUCAGUGAAUUUACUGAUAAAAGCAUUCUCCUUUUUUUAGGUUUCUUCUAUCAAUUCUUGUUUUAAUAUAGUGCUUUACAUUAGUAAUGUCAAUAUCAGUCAUGAACAUGACCUCAGUGAUUGUCUCAAACAAAAUAUAGUCUGACAAAAUAUAAUGGAACAAUGACUUCCAAAUUCGUGGAGUCUGACAAUAGGCUAAAUGUUGAUCUAUUAGCCUAAAGUUUAAGUGUGUCAGGAAAAGGAUGAAAUGCAAGUAAAAUAGUGGAUUUUCCGUAAAGUUCCAGCCUUAUCCUUCUCCUUCCUUCUCUUUCCUAAACUUAAUAAUCAGUCUGCCAAUAGUAUUUAUUGAGUGUUUACUAUGUGCAGAGCAUUGUACUAGGCACUUGUGAGAGUGCAGUAAAAUUAAAAGUUGUGGUUUAUUCUCUCGAGAAUCUAUGAAGCACAUAUUUUCCCCAUUGCCCAGAGACAUUGUUGGGGGGAUUUAAUUCCUCAAGGAACAAUUUGUCAUAGCUCCCAAAAUAUACCAUAGAAUAGCUUAUUGAAUUUUAUAAUAUUUAUGCUCUAUUAUAUCAUUACUCAGUAGAAAGAGGUAUAGUCUAAAUCUAUUUUAUUCUGUAAUGACUACAUUUGAAGCAGUGUGCCUAGUGGAUAGAGCAUGGGCCUGGGAGU
This is a messenger RNA of Tachyglossus aculeatus (Australian echidna), 3325 nucleotides long. RefSeq names its product calcyphosine 2 (gene CAPS2). Gene Ontology annotation, molecular function: calcium ion binding. The transcript is spliced from 19 exons. Lineage: Eukaryota; Metazoa; Chordata; Mammalia; Monotremata; Tachyglossidae. Bases 106 to 2025 code for a protein of 639 amino acids. The record is from RefSeq and is a predicted model, not a curated record.